AUGGCCCAUUCGUCUUCAUCAGAGUCCUCGCGCUCUGGAUCCGAUGGUGAUCUUGAGCCAUCCGAUCCUUGUACGCAUGUACUUCCUGGUCCAUAUAGGUGGGAGGUACUCCGUAAGAGGACACAUCGCAGUCACGUUUCACAAGUUGUGUGGAACGAGGAUACGGUUAGGGGGUUAAAGACGAGGCGAGGGAAACUUCAGGGGGGACCCCAUCACGAUGAUAUACCAGAUGUUGUCGCUGACUAUUUGACACAGGCUGGGUUCAUACACGUGGCACGUAUGAGUCAUGUUCAGAUCGAUACCCCCUUGAUAUCUGCUUUGGUUGAGCGUUGGAGACCGGAGACACACACAUUUCAUAUGACGCAGGGAGAGAUGACCGUUACAUUACAUGACGUGGCUGGUAUACUUGGUUUGCCUACUGACGGGCAGGCAGUUACCAGAUCUACAACGCUUGAGUGA
This is a messenger RNA of Gastrolobium bilobum, 459 nucleotides long. Its product is annotated as protein MAIN-LIKE 2-like. Gene Ontology annotation, biological process: meristem development; meristem maintenance. The transcript is spliced from 2 exons. The record is from RefSeq and is a predicted model, not a curated record. Bases 1 to 459 code for a protein of 152 amino acids. Lineage: Eukaryota; Viridiplantae; Streptophyta; Magnoliopsida; Fabales; Fabaceae.